Spea bombifrons (plains spadefoot toad) is the source of this 2228-nucleotide messenger RNA. It is a transcript of the gene B4GAT1, whose product is annotated as beta-1,4-glucuronyltransferase 1. The record is from RefSeq and is a predicted model, not a curated record. The coding region runs from base 399 to 1670 and encodes 423 amino acids. Gene Ontology annotation, molecular function: glucuronosyltransferase activity. NCBI's taxonomy places the organism in Eukaryota, Metazoa, Chordata, Amphibia, Anura, Pelobatidae. The transcript has 2 exons.
UUGAUUGGUUUGCGUAGAUAACACAUCGGGCAGGUUCGGCUUCGUGAUUAGUAAUGAAUCGUGCACCCGGGGGGGUUACACGGGGUGCGCACUUUACGGCUGCAUUACAUUUAUUAUAAGUAUAUUUUCAGCUAUUAAAACAAAUCCGGAGGCUUAAUAGAUCUGUUCGUUUUUUAGUGGAUCUCUGGUUUUGGGAAUAUAAUGUAAUGUGAGAAAUACCUUUUUUGUGUCUGGUGGUCGGUAAUUAAAUAUUUUGGGGAUAUGUGAGUCCAGUUAGGAAAUGUUACAGCCUCUGAUUUUCUUGUAAUCAGAGAAAUUAAAAUAAUGGGGAUUAAAAUGUGCCCCCCGUGCGCUGGGAUAUAGACGUACUGUUUAUAGUUGGAGCUGCAGACUGGGAAAUGCCCCCUACUGUACGCUGCUCGUUUUUCCGGGUGGCCCUUGUGGCCCUUCUGCUGGUUGCCCUUCUCCAGCUUCUUUACCUGUCCCUCCUGUCCAAUCUACAUGGACAGCAGCAGCAGAGAUUUGCUCACCCGGCCCAUGGGGGCACGGUUCACACGGAGUCACGAUGGCAAAAGGAGCACAAAGAGCACCUCAAGUCAGUCUUGGCUGGUGGUGGAGUGCUUGAUGCCAGCGGGCAGUACCGAAUCUACCGAAAUCUGGUUACGCACGAAGAAGGCCGUUGGGGAAACGUAGAUGUUGCCCUGGCAUCCCAUGCAAGCCUUAGCAACUUAGGGCAUUUGGAAGAGCUGGUACAGCGGUGGGAUGGUAGGAUUUCACUGGCUGUCUUUGCUUCUAGUUCUUCCCAAGCAAAGCUGGCCACUGUCCUAGUGUAUGCCUUGGCUCAACUGUGUCCCCCUGUGAGGCAAAGGGUAUCCUUCCACCUGGUCUGCCAGUCUGGAGACAUGGCAGCCAUUCCAGAGUUGGAAGACCAGGCAGAGUUUGCCCGUCUUCGUACAUGUCAGUCGGUGUUUGCCAAGGCGUCAGGCUUGGGCACUAAUGUGAUAAACUAUUCUGGAAAUGCCUCAUACCCCAACAACUUACUGAGAAAUGUUGCUAGGGCUGGUGUUAAAAGUGCUCCGUUCACCCUUGUAGUAGACAUUGAUAUGGUGCCCAGUGAAGGACUGAGGGCAGGAUUUUUGGCUCUCGUAGCUGGGGGGGUAGAUCCCCGUACGGUGUUCGUGGUGCCUGCCUUUGAGAUCCGUCAUACUCGGCGUCUUCCUGGUACCAAAGAGGAACUCCUGCGACUCUACCAAGUAGGCGAAGUGCGGGCAUUCUAUGAAGAGCUGUGUGCCAAGUGCCAGGCACCUACAAAUUAUUCUCACUGGCUAAACCUGCCGGAUAAGGAAAGCACUUCCAAGCUGGGUGUUGCGUACCUUGUGGACUGGAAGGACCCAUGGGAGCCAUUUUACAUUGGAGGCGCUGAAGUUCCACCCUACGAUGAGAGGUUCAAGCAGUAUGGCUUUAACAGAAUUAGCCAGGCUUGUGAAUUGAACAUGGCUGGCUUCUCUUUUGCUGUGCUGGACUCUGCCUUCUUGCUUCACAAAGGCCACAAAUCACCCGGGGACUUUCACAGCCAGAAAGAGGCAGAGAACCGGAGGAACCGUCAGCUGUAUAGAGGCUUUAAGGAAGAACUAAAGAAUAAAUACCCCGACUCAAGCCGACGUUGCUAAUAUGAUUAAAACCUGUAGGACUGGCUGGACUUGGUGUUUGCUCUUUAUAUUUUUCCUUAUCGUGUCCUGAGUGUAAAAGGGAAAAAGAAACAAAACACUUUUAUGUUUUCUAUUUAGGAACCUGAACUUCACGCCUGACCUCGAGACCUGAGCAUCCCUUCUGUAACUAUUUAUUGAUUGUAUCUCCUCGGUAUCUUUGUAUAGAAUGUGACCUUUCCCUUUUAAACAAAUACGGACUCUAAUCAAUGUAUUAAGCUGUUGCUAUACUGUUAAGUAUUACACUGGAUCUAUAGUAUUAUAUCAUAAAUAUAUUUGGAAUAAGAAUGUAAGAAAUAAUCCUUUGCUAGCCAGUUCAUGGGGAAAAAAUGCAAAUGUCCCUCAGGAAGCUUAUGUACUAUUUGUUUUUUUUUUUCUCUCUGUAAUUUGACUUCUUGUUUCACACUCCAUAAGUGAAGUUUUACUUGCCAUUUGCUAAUAUUAGUUUAAUAAAAUGUGAAAUUUUGUACAAAGCAUCUCUUCGGUCCAGUAAUAAACUUAAAGGGACACCGCCUGUAAAAA